Molecule: messenger RNA, 1151 nt
Organism: Striga asiatica
Lineage: Eukaryota; Viridiplantae; Streptophyta; Magnoliopsida; Lamiales; Orobanchaceae
Source: the annotation of a GenBank genome assembly
AUAAAAAUAAAAAAGGAAAAAGAAGUGCCACCAAUUAUGCUUUAUAAAAACCAGCACACUCCAACUAUAUAAAUUCCGGCACCUCUUUUCCAACACUUUUACAUUUUCGAGAGGAACAAGAUUUUUCAAAAUAAAUAAAAUAAAAUAAUAAAAGUUAAGAAAAUAGUGCUAAUUAAUGGAGAACUACUACUGGCCGGGAGAGUACGGCUCGUGGGGCAACAGCCAGGGUGAGACGGCCGCCGCCGCCGCCCUGCAGUACCAUAUGUACCACCCGGCCGCCGCCGGAACUCCGUGGGGCCCGCCGUACGGAGGGUCGGCGGGUUCUUCUAGAAGCCACAGCGAGGCCGAGAAGAGGCGGCGGGACAGGAUCAAUGCCCAGCUCGCCACUCUCAGGAAACUCAUCCCCGAGUCCGAGAAGAUGGACAAGGCGGCCCUACUCGGACACGUGGUGGAACACGUGAGGGAACAGGGCAAGAUCGCGAAGGAGGUUAGCAAAUCCUCAACCGUCCCGGCCGAGACUGAUGAGAUCACCAUCGAGCAAUUAAACGACGACGUUCAGACAUCAUCAUCGAUGGACGGUCGAAGCAUCUACUUUCGGGCCUCGAUUUGUUGCGAUGAUCGGCCCAAAUUGUUUGCCGAGAUUGAUGGGGCCGUAACGGGCUUGGGCCUCACCAUACACAAGGCCGAUAUCACGACCAUAGGUGGCAGGAUGAAGAGCAAUCUCGUAUUGUGCACUAAUUAUAGCGAUGAUAGUAAUAACAACAAUAAUAGUAAUAAUAGUGCUGUGACCGAUUCAAUCAAGCAGUCGCUCAAAUUGGCAUUGAGUCGUGUGGUUAUAUCGGCUGGCUCGUCGGGUUACUCGGCCAGGAGCAAGAGGCAGAGGUUUUUUUAUCCGAAUUAUCAUUGAUCCAUUUUUUGGAGACUAUAACCAAUUUUUUUUCUAUUCUUUCAAGUGUACCUUUGUUUUGAUUAAUAGAACCUCUAGGAGUAUACAUUGCAUUAUGCAAUUGCGAAAUUGGUAUAUGAUAAGAGCGUGGUGUCAAUAGCCUUUCAAUUAAUCUCUUUUCCUUUUGCGUAGCUCCAUUGUAUCGAGAUAGGCCCAGUAUUGAACAAUCCAGAAAGACGGGCCCAUUUAAUAUUUAAUACGAUAG